UACCAGUUGAGAAUAGAUAGUUUGAAAGUGGUAUUGCAAGAGAAAUUAUAGGAGCAGUAGAAAAGAGAUUAUGAAGAUUUUUCUAGUUCUAGCUUUAAGUUAUAUAGUAAGUACUGAUUGUCAGCAAGAUCCAAUUGAAGAUGCUUGUGAACAAAAUGGAGAUCUCAGACUAGCACAUAACAAAGGAGACAACUAUGGGGCACUACAAAUCUGUGACUCUCAGUAUGGAUGGACAUACAUCACUCCAGCAGGUUGGACACAAGCAGCUGCUAGACUGGCCUGCAGGAAACUAAAUCUUGGCUAUAAUAUGAACGCUGCAUCAGGAAGUUUGAGGUUGUCUAGUGAUGUAUACAUAUUUAGAAUACGACAAGCUGACUGUGUUGAGGAUCAAUGCAAAUUAUAUAACUGCAUUGAGUACGAGGCGCAGAAACAAACUGCUGCUGUGACAAUUAACUGUAUUGAUUGCACUGAUGGAGCCAUGAGACUAGUGGGUGGGUCCACAGUCAGUGAAGGCAGACUAGAGAUAUGCCACAAUGGUCAAUGGGGGACAAUAUGCAACCAGGGAUGGACAGAUAGAAGAGCUGCUCAAGUGUGCAGUAGACUAGGGCUACCAACCUACAAUGCUACACUACACCAAUUCAAUGGAGGAGCUGGUUCAGUAUACACAUACAACUGCACAACAAUAGACAGUGAUAUUUCUAACUGUAUCCAAGAGUCUUCUUGUGCCCACUCAAUGGAUGCAGGAGUGAAGUGUCUUCCUUUCACUGAUGCUUGUGCAGUUCCCGUCGACAAAGUAAUUGCGACUAGUGGGACAUCAGGAGCACUCAUUGGUCUAUUGGCAGCUGCUCUAGUGGUGGUUGUCACUGGAUGGAUUGUGUCGUGUGUUUACUUUCAGAGGAAAAUAAACAAGAAAUGUAAAGACCACACCCACACAACAGCUGCCUCUACGAGUGACCGCACCCUCCAACUCAACAACCCAGUGUAUGAUGGUAGCACCACUGUCCCACACACCACGUACAGCUCUCAUAGACCCUCCUAUGAGGUCAUUGACACUAACGAGGGGGCGGGACACAGUUAUGAUGUCAUGAAUCACAUGGGUGCAAAUAGACCACACCCACCUACCACACCCCCUGUGUCUAACGAGGAGUACAGUACGCUAGACACCAGCAGAGAGAAUGAGUAUCACACACUAGAGAGCAAUACUGGAGAUGGCCAAUAUUCAAUGGUUGGACGCACUGAUCCCCAAGAUUACGAGGUGCCCGCCCCCCCUCAGGGGGAAGAGUACUCUACACUGAAGCAUUGAUAGCCUAAGUACUGACUUAACAAGACACACUCAACUAUGAACAGUAUACAUAAAAUUAUGUGCUUUUCUUUACGUGUAACAUUAACAGUUUAUUUGCUAAACUCAAGAGUAUUUGUAUCACUAAAUAAACCCACAAAAAAUGUUAUUAAUUAUGUUU
Messenger RNA from Halichondria panicea, 1460 nucleotides. RefSeq names its product neurotrypsin-like. Bases 71 to 1303 code for a protein of 410 amino acids. Gene Ontology annotation, cellular component: membrane. Lineage: Eukaryota; Metazoa; Porifera; Demospongiae; Suberitida; Halichondriidae. The transcript is spliced from 6 exons. The record is from RefSeq and is a predicted model, not a curated record.